Carlito syrichta (Philippine tarsier) is the source of this 276-nucleotide messenger RNA. RefSeq names its product ATP synthase subunit f, mitochondrial-like. Gene Ontology annotation, molecular function: proton-transporting ATP synthase activity, rotational mechanism. The record is from RefSeq and is a predicted model, not a curated record. The coding region runs from base 1 to 276 and encodes 91 amino acids. Lineage: Eukaryota; Metazoa; Chordata; Mammalia; Primates; Tarsiidae. Gene Ontology annotation, biological process: proton motive force-driven mitochondrial ATP synthesis. The transcript has 2 exons.
AUGGCCUCAGUCAUACCAGUGAAGGAGAAGAAACUCAUGGAUGUCAAACUACGGGAGCUUCCAAGCUGGAUAUUGAUGCGGGAUUUCACCCCUAAUGGCAUACUUGGAGCAUUUCUUGCAUUUCAAAGAGGUUAUCACCACUACUACAACAAGUACAUCACCGUGAAGAAAGGGAGCAUCUCCAGGGUUUCUAUGGUGCUGGCGGCUUUUGUACUUUUCAGCUACUGCUUUUCUUACAAGGAGCUUAAACAUGAGCAGCUACGCAAGUACCACUGA